AAUGGAAUGGUACCAAUCGUUUUGGGUGCCUACAAAGAGGACUACGAGAAUGUUCUUCCACCUCAUUCCUACAUCAACGUGGAUGACUUUGACUCUAUUCAGGAACUUGCUGAGUACCUUCAGUUCUUGGACAAGAAUGACACUGCUUACGCACAAUAUUUUGCUUGGACUAAACAUGGUCGAAUUAUCGUAAAUUCUGAUUCAGAUAAGAUCUUUGGCAGCUUGUUUAAAACACACGUUUCUCUCAAAGUUUACUGCGAAGAAAAAAUCACCGUCUCCAUUGAAUUAUUAGAAUUAAUGUACGUGCCAAUUCUUCUCAUCGCGACUAUUAUCAGUAGUAAACUACUCGUAUCAAGUCACACUGGAAUGGUACCAAUCGUUUUGGGUGCCUACAAGGAGGACUACAAGAAUGUUCUUCCACCUCAUUCCUACAUCAACGUGGAUGAAUUUGACUCUAUUCAGGAACUUGCUGAGUACCUUCAGUUCUUGGACAAGAAUGACACUGCUUACGCACAAUAUUUCGCUUGGACAAAACAUGGCCCAAUUAUCGUAAAUUGCGAAACUGAUGUUGAACAGACCUGA
This is a messenger RNA of Rodentolepis nana, 582 nucleotides long. Lineage: Eukaryota; Metazoa; Platyhelminthes; Cestoda; Cyclophyllidea; Hymenolepididae. The record is from the annotation of a GenBank genome assembly.